AACUGCCAAUUUGCCAAAAUAUUGUAACGAGUCGUAAGAAAAAAAAUUUAGAUAAUUAGAAGACGUUAUUUUAUCAAACGUGGGCCUCUGAUAUUUUGUUUUGUGCCGCCUGAAGUAUCUAAUAAUAAGGUUUAAAUUUCAACUAAAGCGUCGCACAGACUUAUUAACUAUAACUACAUUUCUUCGCAAGUCCAAAUUAUUUUCCUAGCUGCACCUGCAGGCUUAGCAGGCUAUCAGAUUAUCAUGGAAUUCCUUAAUUUAAUUACAAACAGAUAGAACUGCAGUGAGGCAGUGAUCACAAACAACAGUGGUUGUGCGACAAAAAACAUUGCUAAGUAUAGCACACUUCGUCAAUUCAGCAAAAAUGUCUCUAGAGGGUGCAAAGUACGUAUGGGUAGAGUUGGAACCGGUGUGGCAAGGUCCUGGCUUAAAGGCGAAGCAAGAGCAGGAAAUAACAGACAAUUUGAAGACAGAACUUAAAUCAGAGCCAGAAGAAAAGUUAUGUGUUAUCAGUGAAACAGCUGGGGCUGGAUUGCACUUAAAGCAUGAAGAGCCUGAGAGUGCACAGGCUGGGAAUUUGGAUCAGGUAAAACCAGAGGUUAAGGCAGAAAGUGAAAACUUAGCUAGUACUGUUGAACCAGCUAUGCCAGAUGGCUUGUGCAAGGACCAGGAAAGCAUAAUUUCUCAUAUAGACCCUGUAGUCAAAGCAGCUUUGAAGGAAGAGGAUAACAUUGACUCGCAGAAGAAAUACAGCAGUUGGAUAGAGCCUAUAGUGCUAGAUUCAGAAUCUGAAAGUGAGAGUGCUAGCAGUAUGGACACAGCAGAUCAGGCAGGCCUGUAUUUGAAACAUGAGGUGGAAGAUGGAGUAAUGGUGGGCCCGGAGGUAUACCAUAAAGCAUCAUUCAACAGAGCCAGGAAUCCUCCAGAAAGGACCUGCACUGUAAGUCUCGAGCGCAUGCAUAUAGACAUGGAGCGCUCUGUAUGCAGGAUUGGACCCAAUACAUACAAGUUUCUACUGUGCAGUCAUCAGGAAAAUGAUACAAGUGUGAAAAGAAGGUAUUCUCAGCGCGGCAAAAGUGCGAACCAGGGUCUAUACGAAUGUCCACUAUGCGAUUUUACUAGUGUCCACAAACAUUACAUAAGAGUCCAUAAAAACAUCGCCCACCCCAAUGAGAAAGCAAAAACCUGGAAGACAAAACAGAGAAAAAACAUAGACAAAAGACCCUAUAAAUGCAACCAAUGUAGUUACUCUUCUGACCUUAAAGUCGGUCUGUCAAUCCAUAAAUUAGUUCACACCAAGAAAACUGCUUAUAAAUGCAGUCUGUGCGGUUAUGGAUACUCUCACAAAUAUGAACUACAAGACCACAUUAAUACAAAACAUGAGAGUGAGAAAGUCUACAAGUGCGAUCAAUGUAAAUUUGUGACCGUCCACAAAGACAGAUUCAUAUCACACAAGAAAAUGCACAGCAAAAGCUUUCCUUACAAAUGUAACCAAUGUAACUUGCUACUAAGGACAAAGAUCAUUACCAGGAGCAUGUAAAAACACACAGUGUUGCCAAACCAUACAAGUGCGAUCAAUGUGAUUAUGAUAGUGCGAAGGAGACUCUUUUGCAAAUUCAUAAGACUAUGAUGCAUGGAGCGUUUGGAAAAAAAUUGGGCUUGAAAAAUGGGAAGAAAUCAACAUUUAAAAGAAAAAAAGUAUGACAGCACCAAAUAUAGAUGUUAAACGUUUGUAAGACAUAUUAAAAUAAUCAGUUUUACUUUAAAUACAUCUCGUUCGGCGACCUGUUUCGAGUCAUUGACCGCCGACGCAAAAACGACGGGGUAUUAUAAGUUUGACGUGUCUGUCUGUCUGUCUGUGUGUGUUU
Molecule: messenger RNA, 1868 nt
Organism: Leguminivora glycinivorella
Lineage: Eukaryota; Metazoa; Arthropoda; Insecta; Lepidoptera; Tortricidae
Product: zinc finger protein 184-like
Exons: 3
Coding region: 365-1540 (391 amino acids)
Biological process (GO): regulation of transcription by RNA polymerase II
Cellular component (GO): nucleus
Molecular function (GO): RNA polymerase II transcription regulatory region sequence-specific DNA binding; DNA-binding transcription factor activity, RNA polymerase II-specific
Source: RefSeq, a predicted model, not a curated record